CAGAAUUGGAAGCAGAGCGGGCGGUGCAGCAAGGACUAACUGAGGCCCUGGAAGAGAGAGUUGGUCAGUUGGAGGAGGAGUUGAAGUGGGCCUGAAAACCAGGAACAUGGCCUCGGGUCCUUCCCAUCUACCUGAUUCCAGCAGGACCAGAAGCAUCGGUGUGGGAGAGGGAAAGGUGAGGAACCUGUCAAGGUCUUCUCAGUUCUUUCCUCAGAUGCCCCCGCAACCAAUGCAGUCCCAAUGGGAUCCACAGUUGACCCAUGGCAUGGAGCAGAUGCAAAGCCUGCUGAAGGAGCAGCAUGUUCUCAACAGCCCAGGCACCUGCGAUCAGAGGCCACGACCACAAGACACCCAGUGUGAAGCCCAAAUCCAGUCUCCAUCAUGGCCGCCUGAUGAUUUCACACGGAGGGAUCAGCCGAACUCAGGGAUCAGUGAAGUGAGUUGCGACCUAAUCGACUCAGGGGUCAAAAGAAAGAUUAAACUGAUGGAGCAGCAUGCAUCCUCUGGUCUGCAAGACAGGUCAGCCAAUAUGCCACGCUCCACAGCUAAGAAACCCAGCGCUGACCAGGGCAGCCACAGCAGGAGGGGCUCCAAGUUCAUGGGGGUGUCGGCAAGGUUUAAGAUAAGUGAGGCUAUUCUUACAGCCUGUCAAGCUUUAAGGACUUAUCUAAGGGAUCGAAAGGCCUUAUCAAGCAAGGAAUUGCAAGUCUGCCUCCACACUCUCCAACAGGAGUGGUUCAGCGUCUCAAGCCCCAAGUGGGCCAACGCCGCCAUGGUGGAGGACUACCUGGGGGCCUUCAGGGCCGUGUCCCCUGCCGUGCUGCACCACGUCGCCAACAUGGCCGACGGCAACGGCAACACCUCGCUGCACUACAGCGUGUCCCACUCCAACUUCGCCGUGGUGAAGAAGAUGCUAGACUCAGGAGUGUCUAACGUCAACCAGCAGAACAAGGCGGGCUACACGCCGGUCAUGCUGGCCACGCUUGCGGCUGUGAGUUCACCGGAGGACAUGCGCGUGGUGGAGGAGCUGUUCGCCAGAGGGGACGUCAACGCCAAGGCCAGUCAGGCGGGCCAGACGGCCCUGAUGCUGGCGGUGAGCCACGGGAGGCUGGACAUGGUGCGGGCCCUGCUGGAGCGUGGGGCGGACCUCAGCCUCCAGGACGAGGAAGGCUCCACCGCGCUCAUGUGUGCCAGCGAGCACGGCCACGCCAACAUCGUCAGGCUGCUGCUGGCCCAGCCCGCCUGCGACACGGCGCUGAGUGACAGCGACGGCAGCACUGCCCUGUCCAUCGCCUUGGAGGCGGGCCAUCAUGACAUCGCUCUGCUGCUGUACGCACACGCCAACUUCUCCAGAGGGCAGAUACCAGCACACAGCUCCUUAUCAUCACAGAAGCCCUGAGUACCACGGUUUUGAUACUGUUAUAAGGUACCUGCACGUCAUGUUGGGGAGCCUCCUCAGUCUCCUGGGGGGAAUAGUGGCUCUUAAUUAAAAUGACAUUACAUCUGCUUACCCGACGGUGCUGGCUCCCAUGGAUAUUUAAUACAAGCCCUUUCUAAGCAUAUUCAAGAUUUCAAGAUCAAAGCACUCGGCAGAGGAGACUCUCCACAACAAUAUUCACAUUUUCAGAAGGGCUGCACCGCAUAGCAUUUUGCACAUCUUGCUUUAACACGUGUUUUGAGUAUCAGACGUUGUUCUUUCUUUUGUUUUGCAUAGACUUUUGCAUAAAACGUUAAAUUGCAGUAAUGUGCAGUGUGCUUUUAUUUGAUGCAUUAAAGAGGAAAGAGGAACUGAAGCAUGCCAGCAUAUCUAUAGUACUAAAACAGUGUUCACCAUUACCUUGUUGAGGGGUGCCUUGUUUUUUUAAUAUACUGUAAAAAUAUAUGCACAGCAUUUAUAUCCCUCUAUGUCAGGUGAGCCAUUUGUGUGAUAAUGUGUAUGAGGAGGACAAAAAAAGAUUAAAAUAAUUGUGAUGCAUCAGAUACAAUGAAUCAGUAAUUAACAAGAUUGAGAUCUAUGUAUAUUCAUAUAAAGGCCAAUGUUACUAACAACCAUGUUAAUAAUACAAAAUUUAUGUUUAUUCCUAUGGUCAGUGGUCAACUAUCCUAUCGAAUUCAGUUUGAAUUUGUCUCCUUUUUUCUGCAUAACUUGAUGUGCAUACUGUGACUCAUUUUCUCAGCAGUGGCAAUAAAAUACAAUGCCAUUUGAGGUCCACCAUCAAAUUUUGCUGUUGCUAUGGUAACAUUCACUGGUGGAAAGUGGUGUUUUGAGCAAGUGAUUCGAGGGGAGAGGAUAAUGAAACAAUAUCUUCAUUGUGUAGAUUGACAUUUUGGUUGUUUCUUUCUAUCCAUAUAGAGAACCUAAUAGCUUUCUUGACACAUUGUUUGCAUUGACAGACAAUCAAAUUAUUUUAGACUGCAAAAUGUAUUUUUCUUCACCAACAAUAAAAUAUUGAUGCAAUUACGCUUUAAAGAAUACUCCUAUCCAAACUAUUUUAAACAUUCCCUCUACU
Messenger RNA from Gadus chalcogrammus (walleye pollock), 2510 nucleotides. RefSeq names its product KN motif and ankyrin repeat domain-containing protein 1-like. The record is from RefSeq and is a predicted model, not a curated record. The transcript is spliced from 10 exons. Gene Ontology annotation, biological process: negative regulation of actin filament polymerization. Gene Ontology annotation, molecular function: protein binding. NCBI's taxonomy places the organism in Eukaryota, Metazoa, Chordata, Actinopteri, Gadiformes, Gadidae. Gene Ontology annotation, cellular component: cytoskeleton; cytoplasm. The coding region runs from base 107 to 1399 and encodes 430 amino acids.